AGUUUCCAAAACUUCAUUGAUGAACACGAUGUUUCAUUAGUUAUGUUCUUUGCCCCAUGGUGCGGUCACUGUAAAAACUUAAAACCACACUACGAAGAAGCCGCCAAAACUUUAUCUACCAACAAGAAAAUCGCCUUAGGUAAAGUUGACUGUACUGUUCAAGAAGAACUCUGUCAAUUAAACAAAGUUCAAUACUACCCAACUUUAGUUGUUUACAAAAACGGCAAAGCUGAACCAUUCGAAGCUGAAAGAAACGCCAAAUCAAUUGUCGUUGCUUUAGAAGAAGAAUUAAAACCAAACGUUGCAUCAUUAGAAUCAAAUGAAGAAAUCGAAGAAUUCAAAAAGAGCAACCCAAUUGGUGUUGUUGGUUUCUUUGAUAACGAUCAUGAUGAUAGAUACAAACUUUUCACCGAUUUAGCCAGUUCACAAAAGAAACACGCUAAAUUCGCUGCUGUUAUUGGUAAAGAUUUCUCAAAAGAUCACGUUAAAGCCACACCAAAUGUUGUAUUAUACAGAAAGUUUGAUGAACCAUCUGUUGCCCACGAAGGUGAUUUUGAAAUUGAAGCUCUUAAAAACUUUGUUUCUGGUAAUGUUGUUCCAUUAGUUGGUGAAAUUAACCGUGAAACCUACAAGAAAUACGAAUCAGUUGCCGUUCCAUUAGCUUAUCUUUUCUUAGAUUCAACUCAAGACAACAAAGAUACCCUCGCAUUCGUUGGUAAAAUCGCCAAAGAAAACAAAGGUAAAAUUGUUUUCUGUUGGGUCGAUAUGAAGAAAUUCCCACAACAAGCCACCCAUAUGGGUCUCUCUGGUGAAGUCACCCCAGCUCUUUCAAUUGACGACUCUGCCAACUUAAAAGCCCGUUUCAACUUUGAAGAAAAAUCAGACUUCACCGCCGAAUCUGUUAAACAAUGGGUUAGCGACGUCUUAAACAACAAAGUUGCUCCAUUCGUCAAAUCACAACCAAUCCCAGAAAAGAACGACGGUCCAGUCAAAGUUGCCGUUGGUCACACUUUCAAAGAACUCGUCUUAGAUAGCCCAAAUGAUGUUCUUGUUGAAUUCUACGCUCCAUGGUGCGGUCACUGUAAAAAACUCGAACCAAUCUACAACAAACUUGGUGAAUUCAUGAAAGACAUCAAAUCUGUUGACAUUGUUAAGAUCGAUGCCGACUCUAAUGACGUUCCAUCAUCACUCGAAAUUAAAGGUUACCCAACCAUUAUGUUAUUCAAAGCUGGUGAUAAAGAAAACCCAGUCCAAUAUGACGGUCAAAGAAAUAACCACAUGGACUUUGCUGAAUUCAUUCACGAUAAAGCUGCCAUUAAAUUCGAAUUACCAUCAAACACUGAAGAAGAUGAUGAAGACGAAGGUGAACCAAUUGUAUCAAAUAAAAAAGAAUCUAAACAUGAUGAAUUAUAAAUUUAAUAUAAUAUAGUAAUAAUAAUAAUAAUAAAAAAUAUAAAAAUAUAAAAUAAAUUUAUAUUUUUUUUUUUU
This is a messenger RNA of Dictyostelium purpureum, 1488 nucleotides long. RefSeq lists its product as uncharacterized. The record is from RefSeq and is a predicted model, not a curated record. Gene Ontology annotation, molecular function: protein disulfide isomerase activity. The coding region runs from base 43 to 1413 and encodes 456 amino acids. Gene Ontology annotation, biological process: response to endoplasmic reticulum stress; protein folding. The transcript is spliced from 2 exons. Gene Ontology annotation, cellular component: endoplasmic reticulum. Lineage: Eukaryota; Evosea; Eumycetozoa; Dictyosteliales; Dictyosteliaceae.